AUGCGGCCCACCCAUCCACAUGGAAAUCGCAAGCUAAAGCCUUGUCGGUUUUAUGCUACCAAGAAAGGCUGUCGAAGCGGCGACGCUUGCCCAUUCCUGCAUGCGCCUUCUUCAACUAGAGACCAAGUCCCAGUCAACCCCCAAACCGAGGCAUCUACGACCACUGCUGCGACCACCCCCACGGCGAACCAUGUGCCUAAAGGGAGAUCAUCUAACCAACCAAAAAGUGUCGCCAAGCCAGUUUCAAAGGCACAGCAAGACUCUCCGCGAGAUUUCCAGAUUGGGCAAUUAACACGGAGGUUCCGUCCCAAAAAGGAAAGAGAUGAUAACGAGUCGGGCACAGCGCUUUCUUUUGGACUGGCGCCGACAGAUCCUGACUUUCCAUUCGACCUGAAUGAGCUACAAUGUGUACUGAAUAUUCCAAAUGAUUGGCCCUCGUUAUCGUUAACAUCGGCAAGACCGAAAUUGACUGUCACCAACCCUGAUAUGCCCAGGGGCUUUCAGAUCAAUGUUGAGAAGGGGUUUGAUGGCCUUGUUGAGACUGCUUUGAAAGAAAAUCGGCAAGUAACCUUGCUCAAUUUGAUGAAUAGCCUCGACAGACAUUUGGAGAGCUUCUUGACCGCAGAGAAGGCACCAACUAUCAAGAUCGUGGCUAAUCUGGGCAGUCCUGCUGGCGCUGUACCUGUACCACCUUCUUCUGUUACAACACCAAAGAUAGAAUCUUCCUCGGCGAAAAAGUCUAUAGUGCGAACUGUACCAGUCUCCAGACCAGUCAAGGUCGUCCAAAAGCCAAUACCAGUACAAUAUUCAGCCGAAGAACGUGCACAAGCCGAAAAGACAAGGAACUCCGAGACUCGACAGCUAGAAGCACGCCUGAAUCGGCUCCCACUUUACCAAAAGUCCUCAGACGGGCUUUCGUAUACCGUGCCUGUUACCCCUGGCAAGCGAGAACAGCUUCCAAUCAGCCUCAGAUCGACCAAAACUGUCAAACUAGUAGUUCCAACGUUGUAUCCGCUCGAAGCCAGCUCGGUAAAGUUUCAAGGGGUGGAAAACAAAGACUCUCGCGCUGUAGAGGCUGGGUUCCAGAAAUGGGUUCAACAGGGCGCUCAUGUGACGCUGAUGUCGCAGGUCAAUUACCUCGCGCACAACAUGCAUGUUCUCGUUAACACUCCGGUGUCGGAUGAUAUUCAAGAGGACGGGGGAAAAUUCAACGAAUACUACUACGACGAAAUUGUCGCCGAAGACUCGUCUAUACCCCAGACGGAGGAAACCCAGGAUAUGGACGAGACAGAGGCGGUUGAUACAGAACGGCCACAUCUCAAGGUCAUUCCUCGCCCGCCCGAAUGGUCAACGCCCAAUACAGGACCAGGAACAGACACAGACAGUGACGAUAUUACAAGCGAAAGUAGCGAGUCUUAUGAAGACGAAGACGAUGAAGGAGGUGCCCUAAUCCCCGAAUCAGCCACAACCAACGACAAACCACCUGCCCGCGGCAUCGCGCUGAACCUCCCCGGGCUGGAGCUGUACGGUAUCGAAAUUCUCGAGACCACGAUUCUGAGCUUGACCGUCAAAUGCGAGCGCUGCAAGGAGUAUACCGACAUCAAGAACAUCAAGCCGGCCAACGACCCCAGCGUCGUGUCGCCGGUGCGAGUCGAGUCGUGCAGGAAAUGCGCGAACUCAUUCAAUAUUGCCUUCCGCCGCGAACUCAUGCAUCCCACAUCCCAACGCGCCGGAUACUUGGAUCUUGAGGGUUGUACAGCCUUUGACCUGCUGCCAAGUAAUUUCCAGCCAACCUGCUCCGAAUGCUCAACCCCGUUUCCUGCCCCCGGACUCGUCGCUGUGCGUGGGACCAGCGCCGUGGCGACAUGCCGUGAAUGCCACCGAAAAAUGAAUUUCAAAAUACCUGAAAUAAAGUUCAUGAUUGUCGGACCAUCUGCAUGUAAGAUUACAACGAAGAAAUUGCUUCCGUUUGACCGAUUGAUUGAUUUGAAUUCGGCAGUGUCACACCAUCGACUCGCGGCGCCUCGACGGAAGAAAGAGAACCUGGGUAUUGUCGCUGGCCAGGAAUUACCGCAACGCGGACGAUGCACGCAUUACAGAAAGAGCCAUCGGUGGUUUCGAUUCAGUUGUUGUGCCAAAGUCUUUCCUUGUGACAGAUGCCACGAUGCAGCCACAGACCAUCCAAACGAACAUGCCAACCGGAUGAUAUGUGGCUUCUGCUCCCGCGAACAGAUAUACCGCCCCGAAGACUGUGCCUUUUGUCGAAACGUGGUAGUUGGCAAAGCCGGCAGUGGGUUCUGGGAGGGUGGAAAGGGGACACGCGACAAGGUGAAGAUGAGUAGGAAAGAUGCAAGGAAGUACAAACGGCGAUGA
Messenger RNA from Talaromyces rugulosus, 2373 nucleotides. RefSeq lists its product as uncharacterized. Bases 1 to 2373 code for a protein of 790 amino acids. The record is from RefSeq and is a predicted model, not a curated record. Lineage: Eukaryota; Fungi; Ascomycota; Eurotiomycetes; Eurotiales; Trichocomaceae. The transcript has 9 exons. Gene Ontology annotation, molecular function: zinc ion binding.